AUGUCUGUUUACGAGCCACUACAAACCAAAGAUACAAUCCGCCUCUUGCGCGUGCAUAGGGACGCCAAUGGUUCGAUUGUCGGAGAGCUGAAGCCGUUCUUUCUAGACGCGCCCGGUAAACCUCAAUACAAACCUAUCUCAUACGUCUGGGGUGAUGACCACCAAAGCCAGCGGACCAUUACUCUAAAUGGGCGUGAGUAUGGCACGCUGCGUACCGUGUAUUCUAUUCUCGAGCUAUUCUGCGAUCGGCCUGAAUUCAAGAAAUCGCAGCCAUGGAUUUGGAUCGACUUCAUCUGCAUCAAUCAAGAAGACCUGGCUGAGCGCGCGAUGCAAGUCGCGCUAAUGGUCCGCAUCUACGGAGAAUCAUAUGGCGCGACAAUCUGGUUAGGCGAGGGGACGUCGUUUUCGGAUCGGGGUAUGGAUAUGAUGAAGGCAAUAUCGGAGGGCGAUUCGGACGAGGAGAAAAAGAAGGAUCCGAAAAUGCAGGAUGUUGAUGCCUGGAAGGAUUAUGAACAGGUCGCUCUCAACCCUUGGUUCAGACGUGGGUGGACGUUGCAGGAGAGUAUCACGGGAUACGACGACACGUCUGUAUACUUCUUUGGCAAUAAGAUGUUGACGAGAUGGGAGGUUAUAUGCGCUGCGCACGUUACUCGGUAUCGGUUACCUGACGGUAUACCGGUUGAUAUAGAUAACUGGUUGCCGCUUUGGAAUCGCAGACGUAUUUACCAUUGGUACCGGUUCCAAGGCCCAGGACGAUGGGUUAGCUUGUUGGCGCUGAUGGCGUAUAAUUGUCAGACGGUGGUCUCUGAUGAUAGGGAUCACAUCUACUCUCUGCUUGGAGUGAUUAAUCAGAAGGACCGUGAGACUGUGGGUCUUCCGAGAUACGAUCUAGAUGUCGAGACGGUUUAUACGAAGUUAGUCAAGGAUUGGGUGCGAUCUCAUCAGAGUCUGGAUAUUAUUUCCUUUGCGCACAUGUGUCAUAGGCGACACGGUAAAUUUGAUUCGACUUUGCCGUCGUGGGUUCCGGACUGGCGAAACAGAGAUGUUAAGAGUGCUACGCAUAUCCCUGUGCUGGUUAGUCAGAGUGGGAAACAGCAUAUUGGCAAUUUUCGUCCGUGGGCGGAAUAUGACACUCGAGGGGCGUUGAAGUAUGACGCCUCUGGGGAUAAGAAGCCUGCAGUCGAGUUUUCGGAGGAUGGUCGGAGACUCGUAUGUAAAGGCAUCCUGAUUGAUGUGUUGGACGGCAUCGCGGGCAUGGUUGAUGAGUCACAACCUGCUUCUGACCAGACUUCCGAGCCUUUAACUCAGUCUACGUCACCUGUUAAUUCGCUCGACGUAUCUAACCUAGAAGUUUCAUCCGCGAAUACCCCGACCGAUCCUAAGAAGGAAGACGUGCCGACUACCGUCGGGAGGCAGGUAGUAUCUAGUCUCGCACACGGACGGGGUGAUGAAUUCCUAAAACGGCCGGUACCAUGGAGACGCUUCUUAUCCGAUUUUAAAGCGAUCGCCCAGAGUGAUGGCUACGGCAAGACUGACCAGGGAACCAAGGACUUCAUCGCAUGGUACAAGAUCAACAAGACCCUUCGUAUCCGCGGCCUGACUCUCGGAGACAUCUGUAAAAAUGCGCAGCCUGGCGACGAGAAAGCGUUAAACCAAGAGAAAAGCCGCGAGCCACAAGGGAAUAACAGCUUCAUCGAAAGGUUCACCCAUUCCACUAGCACGGACGACCUUUGCAGACGUCUUUUUGUCACCGAGCAGGGACACCUCGGCACCGCACCGCAACGGGCGCAGAAGGGAGAUAAGGUGUGUGUCCUAUUUGGGUGCAGUGUGGCUUCUAUCCUGCGCCCGGACCCGGUUGCCGCGGAUUCUUAUGAGUACAUUGGCGAGGCAUACUUGGAUGGUUUCAUGGAGGGGCAGGCGUUGAAGAUGGGGAAGCCAGAGAGCACGUUCGUUCUUGUUUAA
Molecule: messenger RNA, 1962 nt
Organism: Hypoxylon trugodes
Lineage: Eukaryota; Fungi; Ascomycota; Sordariomycetes; Xylariales; Hypoxylaceae
Product: heterokaryon incompatibility protein-domain-containing protein
Exons: 1
Coding region: 1-1962 (653 amino acids)
Source: RefSeq, a predicted model, not a curated record